This is a messenger RNA of Pyricularia pennisetigena, 1590 nucleotides long. RefSeq lists its product as uncharacterized. NCBI's taxonomy places the organism in Eukaryota, Fungi, Ascomycota, Sordariomycetes, Magnaporthales, Pyriculariaceae. Bases 1 to 1590 code for a protein of 529 amino acids. The transcript is spliced from 3 exons. Gene Ontology annotation, biological process: cellular response to heat; trehalose biosynthetic process. Gene Ontology annotation, cellular component: alpha,alpha-trehalose-phosphate synthase complex (UDP-forming); cytosol. The record is from RefSeq and is a predicted model, not a curated record. Gene Ontology annotation, molecular function: alpha,alpha-trehalose-phosphate synthase (UDP-forming) activity.
AUGGGCAGCGUUGAAGACGAGACGGCCCUUCCGUCGGGCGGCAGACUUCUGCUCAUAUCAAAUCGCCUGCCCAUCACCAUCAAGCGCUCAGAUGAUGGCCAGUACAGCUUCUCCAUGUCCUCUGGCGGUUUGGUCACCGGCCUAAGUGGUCUCGCCAAAACUACGAGCUUUCAAUGGUAUGGAUGGCCGGGUCUCGAGGUCCCAGACGCCGAGGCCGGUCCUGUCGUGCAGAGGCUGAAGAAUGAAUACGGCGCCCACCCGGUGUUUGUGGACGACGAGCUCGCCGACAGGCACUACAACGGGUUUGCCAACUCGAUCCUCUGGCCCCUUUUCCACUACCACCCCGGAGAGAUCACUUUUGACGAGUCGGCGUGGUCUGCCUAUAAGGAGGUUAACAGACUGUUCGCCCAGACAGUUGUCAAGGAUGUACAGGAUGGCGACAUGAUUUGGGUCCACGACUACCAUCUGAUGCUGCUGCCAGAGAUGUUGCGCGAGGAGAUAGGGAACUCAAAGAAGAACGUCAAGAUUGGCUUCUUCCUCCACACGCCCUUCCCCUCAUCUGAGAUAUACAGAAUCUUGCCUGUUCGCCAGGCCCUGCUCCAGGGUGUGUUGCACUGCGACCUGCUCGGUUUUCAUACGUAUGAUUACGCACGGCACUUCCUGAGCUCCUGCUCGCGUAUCCUGUCCGCACCAACAACUCCCAACGGUGUCCAGUUCGCCGGUCGGUUUGUCACAGUCGGCGCCUUCCCCAUCGGAAUCGACCCGGAGAAGUUCGUCGAGGGUCUUCAAAAACCCAAAGUCCAGGAGCGCAUCGCCGCUCUCACCCGCAAAUUCGAGGGCGUUAAGCUCAUCGUCGGCGUCGACAGGCUCGACUACAUCAAGGGCGUGCCGCAGAAGCUGCACGCGCUCGAGGUCUUCCUGACGGAGCACCCAGAGUGGAUUGGCAAGAUUGUGCUCGUGCAGGUGGCGGUGCCUUCGCGACAGGACGUCGAGGAGUACCAGAAUCUGCGCGCUGUGGUCAACGAGCUGGUCGGACGCAUCAACGGCAAGUUUGGCACCAUCGAGUUCAUGCCCAUCCACUUCCUGCACCAGUCGGUCAGCUUCGACGAGCUCGCCGCCCUGUACGCCGUCUCGGACGUGUGCCUUGUCAGUAGCACACGCGACGGCAUGAACCUCGUCAGCUACGAGUACAUCGCCACCCAGCGUGCCCGCCACGGUGUCAUGAUCCUGUCCGAGUUCACCGGCGCUGCGCAGUCGCUGUCGGGCUCGCUCAUCGUCAACCCCUGGAAUACGGAAGAGCUGGCCAACGCCAUCCACGACGCCGUCACCAUGGGGCCCGAGCAGCGCGAGGCCAACUUCAAGAAGCUCGAGAGGUACGUCUUCAAGUACACCAGCGCCUGGUGGGGUUCCAGCUUCGUCACCGAGCUCAAUAGGCUUGCAGCCGGGAAUGAAGGUUCGGAGGCGGAAGGUUCAAAGACCAAGAUCGCUAUCAGGGAUGUUGGCGAUGCCGUUGCCGAUGGCGCUGGCAAGGUUGCAGACGCCGUCUCAUCCGUCUUGCCGGGUGGUGACAACAAGACGGAGGGGAACUGA